This is a messenger RNA of Brassicogethes aeneus, 3337 nucleotides long. Lineage: Eukaryota; Metazoa; Arthropoda; Insecta; Coleoptera; Nitidulidae. The record is from the annotation of a GenBank genome assembly.
AAACUGUUACCACUGUUAUUUUUGUGUUUGUGCAUUUAUUCUGUGUAAAACUUUCUUUAUAAUCUAUGAUAAAACUGCAUGACAAGCUAUUAUUUACUGUAAAUUAGUUAAGUUUUACCCAAAAGUAUGUUUAAACCGGGUUCAAUCCGUAAAAUAGAAGUUAAGAACUUUGUCACAUACAGCUAUGCAGAGCUGCAUCCUGGCCCCAAUCUAAACAUGAUAAUAGGCCCCAAUGGGACAGGCAAAUCUACCAUGGUGGCAGCCAUAAUUUUGGGGUUGGGUGGUAGCCCCAAAAUUGUGGGAAGAGGGCACAAAAUAUCGGAGUACGUGAAACACGAUUGUGAGUUUGCGACGAUACACAUUUAUCUGCAAGGCGAUAGGGAGAAUAAGUUUAUUCAAGUAAGUAGGGAGUUUGACAUUCAAGAACACAACGUUUGGAAGAUCGGGGGUGUACAAAAGACUUUGACGCAGUUGAAGGAGUAUGUGGGGCAAUUUAACAUACAGGUGGAUAAUUUGUGUCAGUUUUUGCCCCAAGACAGAGUCCAGGAUUUUGCCAAAAUGAACAAACAAGAGUUAUUAAAACAAACGCAAAUUGCCCUAUGUAAAAACGACUUGAUCGAGAAGCAAAACAUGCUCAUAGAAAGCCGUAGCAGACACAAAGAGUUGCUCAGUGCUGUCGAGAAGAGCACAAAGAAGUUGGAGGAUGCCAAAGAAAAAAACAUGCGAUUGGAGGGAAGAGUAGCCAACUUCAAAAAGAAGCGUAAAUACAAUGAGAGAAUGGCUCAUUUAGACCGACGUGUGGCGUGGAUUUUGUACGAAAAUUGCAGGGAUAAGUUGCAGGAGGUUAAAUCCGAUAAGGCUAAAGCUACAGAGGCGUAUGACAAGCAUAAAAAAGCUAUUGAACCCAUGGAACAACAAAUCAGAGGCGGGAAAGAAAAUGUUAGGAAGUUUCAAGAAAGAAAUGCCAAAAUAGCACAAAUAAUUAGGAGCUCUGAAAGUCAAAUUAGAGAAAAUAACGACACUAUGGAGAAUUUGAAGGACUCCAUACAAAGGAUUGAAAGUGAUGCAGAUGCUAAAAUAAGCGAAAUAGAAGAAAGACAGAAGGAAAUUGAAGCUAAUAAAGCUAAAUUGAAUGAGUUGAAGAAUGUUUACUCUGAAAUUUCCAACAAAGUAGCUGAAGACGAAGCAAAAAAACGCACCUUCCAAUCGGACGUGCAAAAGUUGAUAACGACGAAGGAAAGCUUGGAGGACAAGCGCGAAGAAAUCGCGCAGCACAAGCAAAACAAAUCGGCGGAGAUCCGCUCGGUCGAGUCUGAAAUGCAGCGCCUGGAGAACGUCAAAGGCCAACGGUUGCAGAAGCUGCAGCGCACUGACGCGCACGCCUACGAAGCCACUCUAUGGCUGCGCAACAACAAGCACAUGUUUAAAGGCGAGAUAUUCGAGCCGAUUAUGUUGGAGGUGAACGUUCUGGACGCAAAAAACGCCAUCUACCUGGAAAACGUGAUACCGCAGCGAGAUAGACUGGCUUUUACGUGCGUGGAAAAGUCCGACAUGAACCUCUUGAUUCAGCAGCUGCGCACCAAACAAAACUUGACCAUCAGCGUGCUGCAUUCCGGCAACACCGGGCAACCGCUGAGCAGCUUCAGACCUGAUGUGCCCAUCGAGCAGCUGUCGAAAUACGGGUUGUAUACCUACUUGUUCGAUCUUUUUACCGCACCUGAACCGAUUAUGCGGUACUUGUGCAACACGUACAGGGUGCACAAUAUUCCGAUCGGCAAUCAGAAGACCAACCAGAUGUACGAAAGAAUUCCCCAGCAGAUCAGGCAGUUUUUUAGCGACAAAUACAAAUUUUCCAUAUCGGUCUCGAGGUACACUGGCGAAAAGAGCACGCGGCAACAAGCAAUAAGCGGCGACGGAGGCCUAUCCAUAUCGGUGGACGUUCUAAAGCUGGAAAAAAUCAGGGGGCAAAGGGAGGAGUGCCGCAGAACCUUGGGCAAAUACGACGAAAACCUUAAUAACCUAACCGCGCAGGUGGAAAAAUACAACCAAGGUAUCGACAUCUUGCGCACGAAAUUGCGGGAAAUCGGGGAGAAAAAGCAUCAAGCAGAUGCGGUGCAAAACCGAAUAAGAGCCAUGGCGAACAAAAUAGUUGAGAUGGAGAGGCUUAAAACCGACCCCGAUGAAAUUAUGAACGACGCGAAAGUCAAGAAAAAAAAAAUCAUUCAGAAGUGUCUUAGCCUACAGGAGGUGAUCAAGAACGAGUUCAAAAAAAUCGCGACGUUGUUCACCAAAAAUAUUUUGUCGAAUAUAGAAAUUGACAGUUUGAGGAAAAAAGUUGCCUUUUUGGAGAAUAAAAUCAAUGACAGCAGACAAGCUUUACGGGAGGCAGAGGACACUUUGAACAGGAUUAAAGAGCACUAUUCUGAGGUGAUGGCGGAAGCAAAGACGGUUUUGAACCGCGCCAAACAGCUGUCGAACGGUUUUACGCCGGGCGACGACGGUUUUAACGAGUUCCGCGACAUUUUCGACGGUUUAAGCGGCGACUUGAAACACCUAAAAACCGAAAAGGAACAGAUCCAGUCGAAGAUCAGCUGCCUGAACACCGCCGACGACGGAGAAAUGGACGAAUACGCUGACAGGGAAAAACUGAUUGAUAACUUGGACACGGACAUUCAGAGAAUGACGGCGGAAUUGACAAAAGUUGUCCAUAAAAUGGACAGGUUGCAAGGGGAAUGGUUGACUCCCCUUAACGUUUUACUCAACGAAAUAAAUCGAAAAUUUUCGCAGGCCUACGAAAAUAUGGGAUGUGCCGGCGAAAUUUGUCUACACAUAGGUGACGAUCCACGAGAUUACGACAGCUACGGCAUCGCGAUAAAAGUGACGUACCGAAAUGACGUGCCCCUUCAAGAAUUGAACACCACUGUCCAAAGUGGGGGCGAGAGGGCCGUGGCCACGGCCACCUUCAUGCUCUCCCUGCAAGAAUUGACCCCGGUGCCUUUCCGAUGCGUCGACGAAAUCAACCAGGGAAUGGACGCUAACAACGAACGCAGAAUUUUCGAGCUAUUAGUCGUCACCACCAGCCGUGUAAACACUGCGCAGUACUUUUUAAUCACGCCGAAGCUGGUCCCGAAUUUGGAAUUCCACGAAUCCAUGAUGAUCCACAUCGUGCACAACGGUCCUUUUGUCGUGCAGGACAGAAAAUGGUCGUUUUCCAAGCUAUGCAACCCGCUGGGAACGCAAAUUCACUAAUUUAUUCGUUUUUUGUCAUAAAAUAAUAUAUUCAACACGUUAUAAAGUUUGUUAAAGUUUUUUUUAAUUUUUUAUAAUAAAAAUAUAC